Lepidothrix coronata (blue-crowned manakin) is the source of this 2295-nucleotide messenger RNA. Its product is annotated as endogenous retrovirus group K member 25 Pol protein-like. The transcript has 3 exons. Gene Ontology annotation, molecular function: RNA stem-loop binding; RNA-directed DNA polymerase activity; zinc ion binding. Gene Ontology annotation, biological process: DNA integration; RNA-templated DNA biosynthetic process. NCBI's taxonomy places the organism in Eukaryota, Metazoa, Chordata, Aves, Passeriformes, Pipridae. The record is from RefSeq and is a predicted model, not a curated record. Bases 1 to 2295 code for a protein of 764 amino acids.
AUGAGAAAACUACCCACAUCAGAUAAAGAUACUAAUUUAUCAUUUACAAAGAUAAUGCAGGGCCCAACAGAACCAUACACACAAUUCUUAGAUCAGCUGCAAUCUGCCCUAGAUAGGCAGAUUGAAAACGAGGAAGCCAGAGAAAUACUUAGCAGGCAACUGGCUUUUGAGAAUGCGAACCCUGACUGUAAAAGAGUUCUACAGACCCUUCCCAAAAGGGACACAUGUAGCAUUUCAGAACUGCCAGGUUUUUCAAUAGGGGCCAUUGGUCAGCCAUCCCAAACACCGAUCAAGCUAGUCUGGAAAAGUGACCAGCCGGUCUGGGUAGAUCAAUGGCCUAUGAAAAGGGAAUGGCUUGAACAUUUAAAAAAGCUUGUAAAAGAACAAUUAGAAGCAGGACAUAUCGUGCCAACAAACAGUCCCUGGAAUACUCCUGUGUUUUGCAUUCCCAAAAAGAGUGGCAAAUGGAGGAUGCUACAGGACCUCAGGGCAGUAAAUGCAGUCAUAGAAUCAAUGGGAACAUUGCAACCAGGGUUGCCCUCACCCGCUAUGCGCCCAGCAAAUUGGCCACUAAUAAUAAUUGAUUUAAAGGACUGGUUUUUUACCAUCUUCCUACACCCCGAGGAUGUGCCAAGGUUUACCUUUUCCAUCCCAGCCUUGAACAAUGCACAGCCUAUGCAAAGGUAUCCCUGGGUUGUCCUUCCUCAGGGGAUGAAAAAUAGUCCUACAAUAUGUCAAACAGUAGUGGCAAACGCUAUCCACCCCAUCAGAAAUCAUUUUCCCUCUGCAAUAAUCUACCAAUACAUGGAUGAUAUUUUAAUUAGUAUGGCCACAGAACAUGCACUGCAAAUUGUUGUUACUACUCUGACUGAUGCUGUCCAAGAAGCAGGGUUGCAGGUUGCGCCAGAGAAAAUCCAGCGAUCACAGCCCUGGACUUAUCUUGGAUGGAGAGUUACACAGCAAGAAAUUUCCCCACAGCCACUGCAGCUUGAAGUAAAAGACACUUUAAUCUUACAUGAGUUGCAAAAGCUCCUGGGAGCCAUUAAUUGGUUAAGGCCUAUUCUAGGCUUAACCACAGAAGAGCUACACCCUCUGUUUGUGCUGCUAAAGGGGGACUCUGACCUAACGUCUAACAGGUCUCUGACAGCAGAGGCAAAACAGGCAUUAGACAUUUGUGCCAAGGGGAUAGAAAAUAGGCAGGGCAGAGGGAGAAAUCCUGAACUGCAAAUCUGCCCAGCCUUAGUUCCCAACAGGGUUAGUCUCAUGUCUAGAAUGUUCGUUUCUCCAAGAUNUCCUCAUCUCUUGUUUGAAAUGCGUUCUAUUUGGGUUCUUGUCAAUCACAGAAAGUUUGAUUUUUACAUAAUGCACACCAGAUCUCACACUGACAUGCCAGGGCCAGUAGCUGACGGGAACCAGGAGGCUGACAAAGCAGCAAUGUUUAACACAGUACCCAGGGUCCUAGAACAAGCAAAAUUGUCCCAUUCAUUUUUUCAUCAGAAUACACACUCUCUAAAGAGACAAUUCAAAAUAAUGAUUAAUCAGGCUCGAAACAUCAUCUUGACUUGUCCAGAUUGUCAGAAAAUCACACCCAUGCCAUCUCAGGAAGGCGUUAACCCCAGAAGGUUAAUGGCAAAUGAGAUCUGGCAAACAGAUAUCACACACAUCUCCGAAUUUGGCACAUUAAGAUAUGUACAUGUAACUGUAGACACACAUUCACAAUACAUAACUGCUACAUCACACAAAGGUGAGCAAGCCAAGGAUGUAGUGAGACACUGGCUCAGUUGUUUUGCUACCCUUGGUACCCCAAAACAAAUGAAAACCGAUAACGGACCAGCAUACAUCUCAGAAAAGGUAAGAAAUUUCCUGUCAGAGUGGGGAAUUUCACAUGUCACAGGAAUCCCACACUCACCUACCGGACAGGCAAUUGUAGAAAGGGCACACCGCACACUGAAAGAAAUGUUAGCUAGACAAAAAAAGGGGGAGAAUCUGUAUAGUCCACAAGAACGUCUGUGGAAAGCCACAUAUGUUAUCAAUUUUUUAAAUUGUGACAGUGCUGAAAGAAGCAGAUAUGAGAAGCAGCACAAAUCUCAGGCAUUUGCCUCUCCCAAGCCACUAGUCAUGGUAAAGGAUUUGAUUUCGGGACAAUGGGCAGGACCUUUAGACCUUAUGACCUGGAGGAGAGGUUAUGCCUGCGUAGCUACAGGAAAAGAACUGAAGUGGAUUCCCUCCAGGUGUGUAAAAUCCUAUAUAGGUACACAAUCACAGCAGCAGGAACCAGAUAACGCAGAAGUUUAA